Molecule: messenger RNA, 2784 nt
Organism: Lobosporangium transversale
Lineage: Eukaryota; Fungi; Mortierellomycota; Mortierellomycetes; Mortierellales; Mortierellaceae
Product: rRNA processing/ribosome biogenesis-domain-containing protein
Exons: 4
Coding region: 154-2769 (871 amino acids)
Biological process (GO): rRNA processing
Cellular component (GO): nucleus
Source: RefSeq, a predicted model, not a curated record
UCUUUGUCUUGCUCGUUUUCAUUGCAGGACAUUGCUAAUCCUGCUACCAACUCAUUGUUCAAAAGAAGGAAUUUUUAUUUUCCCUUUUUUUUUGUGAGGGUAUCCCUAAUUAUUUAGCCAUUAUCACGACGAAAAAGAAAAGAAAACAAAGAAAUGGCGACCGUUGUACAGGCAACACCAGGAGAUCUUCUCGAUACAAUUAUCCGGCGGUAUCUCAAGGAUGAUGUCACAGUCAAGGACUAUGUACCCUUUGUGCUCGACACUAUCACUUGUCAUCGCCUUCUAAACGAUCGUUUUAUUAACCAUGAUCAAUCAAUAUCAAUAGCCAAAGGAACAACGGUUCAGCAGCAAUCAUUAUCUUCCUCUUCCUCAUCAUCAUUAGCAACUCAACAACGUAUUUGGGCACAACGCGUGAGAGCAUUACUGGAGUCACCGCAACCGGGUGCUCGAUGGGCUGGAGUUUGUUUUGUCAGGAUCACAGCUCAACAAAGCGUAUUCAUGUUUACAGAGCACGUCAAGACCUGGGCCACACUUCUUGUUGGCAUGUUGAAUAAAUACGAAAGUACCGCCAGUUUGGAGAUGAUCAUAGCUACAUUGACAGAGUUAUUCGCAAAGACUGCUAAAAGACCUGAUCUGAAGAGCGAUGUUGCAUCAAAAUAUCUUCCUGAUUUUCAUAACAAUAUCUUGAAUCAUAAAGAUAAACAGGAGCUCUUGCCCACUAUUUAUAAAGCAUUAGCACAAUCUGUGACAUUAUUCCCGACAACGUUCCGUUUAGUAGUGGACAAAGCUGAGGCUCUUUGUGUCGCCUAUAUGGACGGACGAUUCGAUUUAGAUCAAAUACUAGUUCAAGAGGCAGCGAACUGUUUUGCAGCAUUGCAUUAUGCAGGAGGCAAGAACCCCAAUCAUCCAACUGAGCGAAUCUUACCUUCAGAACAAUGGCGUAUCAAUGUCCAAGAACUGGUGAAGGCCUUACACAGGUGUCUGAACGUCCUUUUCGAGACUAUCGACGAAGAUAAAGUUGACCAAAAUGAAGUGGCAGGAAAGAACAAAUAUUUGACAGCCAUGCCGAGACCUGCUGGAGAUCCUAUUCAAAAAUAUCCUCAGAUGAUUGCUCGAUUUACUAGUCUUUCCAAGGGUUUGAUGGCCUGUUUAACUUGCCCUACCAAAGAAGCUGUCCAUCUACCUCUCAACAGUCUCGUUGCACUCUUGACUCGUGUCUAUAACGUCAAUACAAAGACACCCAUGUCGGAAGCACGAGGAGUUGAUCCACAGGAUUAUUAUCUUUUAAUCUCAGGGAUUUUAUCCCUUCAUAUGGUCUCCCAUCAAAUUCUAACCACCUUGCUCGCAUCUUUUCAGGAUCAUUUGGUCCGCUAUAUGUCUCAUCUCGCCACAAUUGCUAUUAAAUCUAUCCGCCAAAGUUCAAGUCCAAGAAAUUCUAGUUCGAAUAGUUCGACUCUUUUUCGGAUUUCAACUUAUUCGGUUAUAGAGACAUGCAUUCAGGCGUUCGGGAUUCCUUUCGUGAAUAUGGUUCAGGUGCCUCUGAUGGCAGCACUUCUGGAGGAUCUUCGUAUGCCGUCAGCCAGGACUAUCAAUCCGCUCGAAAUAGGUGCCGGAGGCUCAAACACCACUAAUACAAUCAAACAUAAGGGCGGUGCUGGAAAGAAUCGUCGUGGUGGCGCUGCAGGUAACAACAGCAGCAUCAGCGGCUUAGGCUCGCCGGAGGAGAUCGUCCCUUCCCAGGUUUUUAUUGCUGCAUUGAGUGUCUUGUCGUUGGUGUUGACAACUGCUGGACCUAACUUGGCGCCUCAUGCACGUGCAGCCGCAGAUACAUUGGUGGUCACCCAUCUGUUGAACUCUCAACAUCAUGUUAAUAUGAUCGAACAAUCUGAGACACUAUUUUAUACCGCUGCGAUUCGGACAGAGCUCUACAAGGUCCUUGUAGCUUCUAUCUCUUCACCUGCUGAGACCCAAUCGAGUCUAGUGCCAUUGAGUGUUGGGAUCUUUAAGGCUGGAUUGAAUGAUGCAGAAAAGUCUGUUCGAGAUAGCUGCUCCAUGGCGUUGACGAUUUGUGAUCUGGUAAUACAUGCAAGGUUGCCACCAAUGCAGCGAGCACGUACAACUGCAGUUCAACCUCAAAAGCGUCUAGGAGAGAAGCCCGUGAAGGAAGCUGCCGAGACAUUAUUUGGAGAAUUUCAAGUUCCACAGAAUAAUUUCAAUGAUCAAAACAAACCCAAGAAUGAGAGUAGUGAAGAAGACGAAGGAGAGGAGGUUGAGGAAGACGAGGAAGAGGAAGAGGAAGGGAAGGAUGUUGAGAUGAAGGAAGAGGAUAUGGACAGGGCUGCCUCUUCAAGUGCAUCCAUGGCAGCAUUCAAAGCUGCGGGUGAUCUUGGUUUCAAGCAACCUCAGCCUCCAGCAACCACCGUCACCACUACCACCAUCACCACUAAUAUCUCAUCUGCAUCCGUACACAAUAAGAAUGAAGGCGAUCAUCAGGAUAAGGCUACUGUUGUUGGUUCCAGUAUAAAGGCAACCAGAAACGUUAUCGAAUCUCAAUCCUCUACCUCACUAGAAGAUGUUGCUUCUGUUACAAAAACAUCUUUUACUUCUACCACUGACGCUACGGCUACGACUAUGACAGCAAGCUCUAUGUUGCAAUCCCAAGCGCCGGAAAGUGUAAUAGGAGUAGAUGGGGAUGAAGAUGAAGACUUUGCCAUUCCAGAAAUCAAUAUGGAAGACGACGAUGACGAUGAUGACAUGGGUAGCGAGUAAAAUGUCAUGAUAGUU